AUGUUGGUUCUCGUCGUCGGAAUCACAGGGAACGUCGGCUCCAAGCUGAUCGCUCCCCUCAAACAGCAUGGAGCUCAGGUGCGCGGACUGGCCCGGCACAAGUCCAAACUCGCGCCUGAGAAGCUGCAAGCCCUCGAAAGCUUCCACGACAUGGAAGCCUGGUAUGACGUCCCGGCCAUCAAGAAGGCCCUGAACGGCGUCGAUGCCGUCAUCUGCGCGUACGGGCCCAUCCCCGAGCUGGUGUUGGAUGCCCAGCUGCUGCUUGUGAGGUUGAUGGAUGAGCAAGGCAUAACGCGAUUUGUGCCCUCCGCCUGGAACCUGGACUGGUCGCUGCUGUCGUUUGGGGAUAUUGUGUAUUAUGACCUCUUCCUGGCAUUCCAGCGCCAGAUCGCCAUGUCGUCCCGCAUCAAGCCCAUGUACAUAUUCAUUGGCUUUUUCGCAGAGACCUUCUUCUCUCUGGACGGCCAUGGAGUAUUCAACCCGAGCACGCAUGGGGUCUGGGACUCGGCUGGAGGAAAUCCACGGGCUGAGUUCUGGGGCACGGGCGACGAGAAAUGGCAGAUCACCACCGAACAAGACACGGCCGACUUCACCGCGGCCUUGAUCUGUGACCUGUCCCGGGAGAGCGCCGUGUACAGGUAUUGUAGCUGGGAGUACAACAUCAAGGAAAUCGCGGCGAUUUACGAGAAGGCAAAGGGAAUUCCCGUCAAGCUGGAACGCCUGGGGUCGUUGCAAGAUCUGGCGGUGACGGCGCAAAAGAGUCAGCAGGAGUUAGGUCUAUCUAGGUUUUGGGAGUGGAUGGGCUAUACUUACCAGAUCCACCAACUCAGUGGCAAGACCAUGAUGAACGUGUUGGACGACAAGCUGUAUCCAGAUCUCAAGCGAACCAAGCUGGAGGACUUUUUGAAACAGCAUCCCGAAAUAUAA
Messenger RNA from Fonsecaea erecta, 927 nucleotides. RefSeq lists its product as hypothetical. The coding region runs from base 1 to 927 and encodes 308 amino acids. The transcript has 2 exons. The record is from RefSeq and is a predicted model, not a curated record. NCBI's taxonomy places the organism in Eukaryota, Fungi, Ascomycota, Eurotiomycetes, Chaetothyriales, Herpotrichiellaceae.